This is a messenger RNA of Dicrocoelium dendriticum, 1768 nucleotides long. The record is from the annotation of a GenBank genome assembly. NCBI's taxonomy places the organism in Eukaryota, Metazoa, Platyhelminthes, Trematoda, Plagiorchiida, Dicrocoeliidae.
AUGUUGCAUCUCCUCCUAAUGGUUAACGGACAUCACAGCGAAUGCACCACCUCACAAAGAGUAACCUCAUUCGAGUAUACACCCGCCCUGGGAGUUUUCGAUUUGUUUAAGAUUCCCAUUUACCACGGCUGGCUAGUGGACCCAGAGAACUCGGAUUUGGUCUCGGUUGUUGGCAACCUGACUUAUAAUCAGCUAGUCGAACGUAUAAUCCGCCUCAAAGCUUCCUCAGAUCCUGGCAAUGUUGCGAAAGGUGUUGUAGCCGAGGAUUUCUUGCACUCUACGGCUUCUCAGCUGACCUAUCACGGACUGUUUAUCCUAUCCUCUGCUGUAUCUGAUGAUCAGUUGGCUGUAUUCUUCAGGAAUAAUCACUUCAAUACUAUUACCAAACACGAUGGUCGCAUUUACGUUCUGGUCACAGAUAUGGGCCUUCUCAGUGAACCCAACGUGGUGUGGGAAGUGUUGAAUGACGUUGACGGUGACACCGAAUUUGUUGAUUCCGCUUUUCACUUGUAUUCCCCGGAAACCGCGUCAUCAACCACCAUCCCACCGUCAUCGGCUGCACCUGAUUCUGAUCGAUACGCUAGUGGCGGUGGAAAGAUAGACCUGCCCAACAAAAACUCGGCGGAUGGCCUUCCGAAAUGCUCUCCUGAACAGGCUUUUUCGCAUGCGGAACACGAGUCAGUAACAGAUUCCGACAAUGACCUGGCUCUUCGGUUACAACUGGAGGAAAUGGACACCUCCGGUGGCAGGAAACCUCCGGCACGCACCCGUGGCACUGACUCUAACACGGAACCCCCUUUAGCCUCUAAUCCAAGCACGUCUGCUUCCCAUCGGAUGCAUCAUCAUCAUCCCUUUGCUACAGUGCCUUCCCGGCGGCCUUCCACUGGAGGGGAUCGACGCGAUUGCCGGUUACUCUAAUGCCACCGUCAUCGUGUCUCAUUUGAGGACUCCGGAGCAACCGAGAACGAUCUACGGACCAAGUCGCGCUUCCUCCAUUCGACUGCCACGUUCCGACGUUGUAGAUUCCUUGUGAUAUUUCCAUCUUGUGAUAUAUCGUAACUGCUACCCUGUUUACACCUUACCCAGAUUGUCGUUUCUCAUGUUUUCCGCCUUCUGCAGGCAAAGAAUUUUCUCGUUUCAUAUUUUGUUAUAACCCAUUGAUAUCAUUACAGUUCCUUACUGAAUAUUCGGACUUAACUUCGUGCAAGGUUAACUCUCAUUUCCCCUCAUCGCAUGCAGUGUUGUCAACAAUUUUGAUUCUUAACUCUUGUCUUACUUCCUGUGUUAUAUCUACUCUCCUUUCGAUUUUCUUGUUUGUUCGUGCUUCUAAUGUUCGUCUGCAGUCCGUUGUAUUUUUACCAUCAAGCGGAAUUGUCUCGGAAAACCUAUUUUCUCUCUGGGCUUCAGUUACCAAAUCUCACUGUUAGUCUUUUUCUGAAAACACACCGCUUCCUGAUGCCAGCCCACAUGCGACCAAUCAGCCGGACACAUUCUGCACUGUCUCGAUCUCCACCUGCCCACUCUUCUUAUGGCCAACGACUUCGUUCAUAUUUCUUAUCCUCUGUUUUUUAUAAGCGUGCAUUCGAAGUGGGGCAUCGUGAUUGCCCGGCACGCCAUAAAUUAUUCUUUCGCAAUCCAGUCUUCUGAGUUUGCUGAUCGUUUGCGCCUUGUCUAGCGUUUUCAUUAUUUACCCCAAUUAACUUUUCAGGUUACUUUUCUCCGGAAAUUAUUUUUGAUUGUUACUUUCUGCAACCUUGGCGAUUUCACA